Molecule: messenger RNA, 1904 nt
Organism: Chlorella variabilis
Lineage: Eukaryota; Viridiplantae; Chlorophyta; Trebouxiophyceae; Chlorellales; Chlorellaceae
Exons: 17
Coding region: 167-1210 (347 amino acids)
Biological process (GO): purine ribonucleoside salvage
Cellular component (GO): cytosol; nucleus
Molecular function (GO): adenosine kinase activity
Source: RefSeq, a predicted model, not a curated record
AUUGAGUUGUCCACUCGAUCCAUAGUACCCUCUGGCUGCUACAAUGUAGGAAAUGCUGGCCAGGGCAGCAAAACAUGCAUGCCAUGGCAGGGGCAGAUGGGCAUCGGCCGCCAGCGGCGCCAGCGCGCUUGUGCAACUUUGGGGAGAUCCACAGAAGGCCUUCUCAAUGGCUGGGCUCGAUGGAGCGCUGGUUGGCGCCGGCAACCCUCUGCUAGACCUCAGCGCUGUUGUCGAUCAACCGCUGCUUGACAAGUAUGGGCUGGUCUUGGGCAACCAGAUCCUGGCUGAGGACAAGCACCUGCCCCUGUACACGGAGCUGGAGGAGAAGUUCCAGGUGGAGUACAUCGCCGGCGGCGCCACGCAGAACUCCAUCCGUGUCGCGCAGUGGAUGCUGCAGGUGCCGGGCGCCACCACCUACUUUGGCUGCGUGGGCAAGGACCACUACGCUGAGGAGCUGACCAAGGUGGCAGCCAAGGAUGGCGUGAACGCGCGAUACAUGGUGGAUGGGAGCACCCCCACCGGGACCUGCGCCGCCUGCAUCCUGGGAGGCGAGCGCUCGCUGGUGGCCAACCUGGCGGCUGCCAACAACUAUAAGGCCGACCACCUGCGGCAGCCAGAGAACUGGGCAUGCGUGGAGAAGGCCCGCGUUAUCUACUCUGCUGGCUUCUUCAUCACUGUGAGCCCCGAGUCGAUGCUGGCCAUGGCCAAGCAUUGCUGCGAGAACGACAAGACGUACUGCCUCAACCUGUCGGCGCCCUUCAUCUGCGAGGUGCCGCCCUUCAAGCAGACCCUCACCGACCUGAUGCCGUAUGUGGACUACCUCUUUGGCAACGAGAACGAGGCACGCGCAUUUGCCAAGAGCGAGGGCUGGGAGACUGAGGAUGUGGAGGAGAUUGCGCUGCGGAUGGCCCGGUUUGGCAAGGCCAGCGGCGUGCGGCCCCGCACCGUGAUCAUCACACAGGGUGCCGACCCGACGGUGGUGGCGCAGUACGGCAAGCUCCUGAAGUUCCCGGUUACCCGCGUGCCUGCCGAAAAGCUGGUGGACACAAAUGGCGCAGGCGACGCCUUUGUGGGCGGCUUCCUCUCGCAGCUGGUGUGCGGCAAGGAUGUGGCCGAGUGCGUGCGCGCCGGCAGCUACGCGGCGGGCGUGAUUGUGCAGCGCGGCGGCUGCACCUUCCCCGACAAGCCCUACGGUUUCCAAUGGGCUUAGGCAGCCGCUAGGCAUGCAGCUGAGGAGCUUGCAAGCCCCUGGUGACGCUGCCAGAUGACCCCGGUUCUUUUCCAACCAUGAAGAAGCUAAGCAUUCAACCCACACCUUUCUUUUCAGCUGUCAAAUGCAACUCUGCUCCGGCCCGCACACUGAUAGGCGUGAGUUAAGGCAGGCUACAUGAGUCGUUUCAAAAGCCAGCAGGGAGAAUGUUGGCCCCUACAUAGAAUGAUCACAUCAUGUCCCCGCCAUUCUCCAGCAGAUAGUUUGCCGCCAGAGCUUCGUUCUUAUCACAAAUGAGAAAUGCUUCGAUGCACGCGUUGCGGUCGAAACCCAGCGCCGCCAACCUGUCGAUGGCAUCCAUCUCGUCCUGCGUCAGCUGAAUCUCCACACCCAUGGGCUCAUCGCCGCCCUCGCCCAUCUCCCCCUGCAUCUGCUGCAGCAGGGCGCCGAUGUCUGCCUCCUGCACAGGCUCGUUGAUCAUCGCCAGGAACUCCUCCUGGUUGGCGUUGAUGGCCUCCAGCAUGGCCGGGUUCUCCUUGCCAAGCUCCGCCAGCAUGGGCUGCAGCAGCUCGGGCCGCUGCUGCACCACGGCACGCAGGCCCUGAAACUGCGGGGAGGCUCGCAGCGCCGCCAGCGGGCCCACCGCCUGCUCGCCGCCGCCGCCGCCGCCGCCAGGCGCGUUGCCAAACAUGUC